CGCCCCCUCCCUGCCCACCCGCGCGGCGAGGGGACCCCGGGCCGCCCGGCCAUGCUAACCCUAAAGCGCUUCCUCGCCGGCCUCCAGCUGCUGUGCGUUUGCCGCCUGGAUUGGACUUAUGGAUACUACAGACAACAGAGAAAACUUGUUGAAGAGAUUGGCUGGUCCUACACAGGAGCACUUAAUCAGAAAAAUUGGGGAAAGAAAUAUCCAACGUGUAAUAGCCCCAAACAAUCACCUAUCAACAUUGAUGAAGAUCUUACACAAGUAAAUGUAAACCUGAAGAAACUUAAAUUUCAGAACUGGGAUAAAAGCUCUUUGGAAAACACGUUCAUUCACAACACUGGGAAAACAGUGGAAAUUAAUCUCACCAAUGACUACCGUCUCAGUGGAGGACUCUCAGAAGUGCUAUUCAAAGCAAGCAAAAUAACUUUUCAUUGGGGAAAAUGCAAUAUGUCUUCUGAUGGAUCAGAGCAUAGUUUAGAAGGGCAAAAAUUUCCACUGGAGAUGCAAAUCUACUGCUUUGACACAGAUCGAUUUUCAAGUUUUGAGGAAGCAAUUAAAGGAAAAGGGAGAUUAAGAGCGUUAUCCAUUUUAUUCGAGGUUGGAAUAGAAGAAAACUUGGAUUACAAGGCCAUUAUUGAUGGGGUUGAGAAUGUUAGUCGCUUUGGAAAGCAGGCUACCUUAGAUCCAUUCACGUUGCUGGACCUUUUGCCAAACUCUACUGACAAGUACUACAUUUACAAUGGCUCCUUGACGUCCCCGCCCUGUACAGACACGGUGGAGUGGAUUGUUUUUAAGGACACCGUGAGCAUCUCUGAAAGCCAGUUGGCUGUGUUUUGUGAGGUUCUGACGAUGCAGCAGUCGGGGUACGUCAUGCUGAUGGACUACUUACAAAACAAUUUUCGAGAACAACAGUACAAGUUCUCUAGGCAGGUGUUUUCUUCAUACACUGGAAAGGAAGAGAUUCACGAAGCAGUUUGCAGUUCAGAACCUGAAAAUGUGCAGGCUGACCCAGAAAAUUAUACCAGCCUUCUUGUCACCUGGGAAAGACCCCGAGUCGUUUACGAUACCAUGAUCGAGAAGUUCGCAGUUCUCUACCAGCAGUUAGAGGGAGACCAAACCAAGCAUGAAUUUUUAACAGAUGGCUAUCAAGACCUGGGUGCUAUUCUCAACAAUUUAAUACCCAAUGUGAGUUAUGUUCUUCAAAUAGUAGCCAUAUGUAGUAAUGGCUUAUAUGGGAAGUCUAGUGACCAACUGGUAGUGGACAUGCCUACAGACGAAGCAGAACUUGACCUUUUUCCAGAAUUAAUUGGAACUGAAGAAAUAAUCAAGGAGGGAGAAAGGAGGAAAAACACUGGAGAAGACACUGUUGCAAAUCCUGGUAGAGAUAGUACCACAAACCAGAUAAGAAAAAAGGAACCCCAGGUUUCUACCACAACUCACUAUAAUCACAUAGGGACUAAAUACAAUGAGGCCAAGACUAACCGAUCUCCAACGAGAGGAAGAAAAUUCUCUGGAAAGGUCUAUGUGCCUAACUCAUCUUUAAACUCCACUGCCCACCCAAUCAUUGAGCUCGACACAGAAAAGGAACUGUCUUUGCCUUCUGAGACUGUGACUGAACUCCCACCACAGACUGUGAAUGACGGCUCUAAAAGUGUCCUCAUAUUCCCCCAGAUGAACUUGUCUGGGACUGAAGAGUCUUCAAACACAAUUCCUAUCACGGAAUAUCAAGAGCUGUCUACUGACCUGGGAGAGGAAGAGAGCUUAUUGACUGAUUUCAAGUUUGAUGCUGGAUCUGAUGAUUAUUCAGGCUCCAGCCCAACGCCCUCCACCAGGCCGUUCUUCUCUGAGAACAUAUCUCGUGGAUACAUAUUCCCUUCAGAAACCCCAGAGGCCAUCCCCUAUGAUGUCCUUAAGCCAGAAUCAACAAGGAAUGCUUCAGACGAUUCAGCUUCUUCAGGCUCAGAAGAUGCACUGAAGGACCCUUCUAUGGAGGGCAGUAUGUGGUUUCCUAGCUCCCCAGAUGUGACCACACAGCCUGAUGUGGGUUCUGGUAGUGAGAGCAUUCUCCAAGCCAAUUACACUGAGAUGCGUAUGAAUGAAUCCCAGACCACAGCUGAGUCCUUUGCUUCAGGCCCCGUGGUGUCACAGAGUCCUUCAGCCACAGAUGUGGAGAUGCCACGUUAUUCUACCUUCACCUACCUCCCAACUGAGAGAACGCCUUAUGCUUUCACUCCAUCUCCCGGGCAACAUGAUUUGGUCCCCACGAUCAACAUGGUACACUCGCAGACAACUCAACCCGUGUACAAUGGUGAGACACCUCUUCAACCUUCCUACAGUAGUGAAGUCUUUCCUCUAGUCACCCCUUUGUUGCUUGACAAUCAGACCCUCAACACUACCCUUGCUGCUUCAAGUAGUGAUUCGGCCUUGCAUGUUGCGCCUGUAUUUCCCAGUGUUGAUGUGUCAUUUGAAUCCGUCCUGUCUUCCUAUGAGGGUGCACCUUUGCUUCCAUUUUCCUCUGCUUCCUUCAGUAGUGAAUUGUAUCGCCAUCUACAUACAGCUUCUCAAAUCCUCCCACAAGUUACUUCAGCUGCUGAAAGUGAUAAGAUGUCCUUGCAUGCUUCUCUGCCAGUGGCUGGGGGUGAUUUGCUAUUAGAGCCCAGCCUUGCUCAAUACCCUGAUGUGACGUCACAUCAGACUGCUGCUCCUGCUGCUUCGGAGACAUUGGAAUUUGGUAGCGAAUCCGGUGUCCUUUAUAAAACGCUUAUGUUUUCUCAAGUUGAACCAUCCAGCAGUCAUGCCAUGAUGCAUGCACAUUCUCCAGGGCCUGAAUCUCCUUAUGCCUUCUCUCAUCAUGAGGGCUCCCAACACGUCCUCUCUGUUCCUUACAGUUCUGCAAUACCUGUGCAUGAUUUUGUUGAUGUUUCUGAUCAGGGUUCUUUCCUUAGCAGCCCUAGCUACGUAUCUAUGAGUAGAUCUUCAUUUAUAACCCCAACUGCGUCCUUACAGCAGCCUACCCAAGCCCUCUCUGGUGAUGGGGAGUGGUCGGGAGCGUCCUCUGGUAAUGAAUUUAUUUCACCUGACACCGAUGGGUUAACAGCCCUUAACGUUUCUUCACCUGUUUCUGUAGCUGAAUUUACAUAUACAACAUCUGUCUUUGGUGGUGAUCCUAAGCAGCUUACUAGAAGUGAAAUGCUAAACGAGAAUGAGACUGAACUGCAGAUGUCUUCUUUCACUGGGAUGGCUUACCAUUCUGAAAGCACAGUCAUGCCACACAUGUACAAUAAUGUAAAUAAGUUGAAUGUGUCUUUACAAGAGACCUCUGUCACUAGUUCUAACAUAAAAGGCACACUUCCAGCGUCUCUUGCCUAUCCAGUCACCAAGGGUCUUGAGCAUGAGAUUAGUCAAGCUCCAGAAAAUAACUUCCCAGCUCAACCUUCACACAGUGUAGCUCGAGCCUUGGGUGAGAUUUCUCUGAAAGCUGUGCUCAGCACAAAUGCAGAGCCCACCUCCUCUGACCCUGCUUCUAGUGAAGUACUAUCUCCUUCAACCCAGCUCUUGUUCUAUGAAGCCUCAUCUCCUUUUAACACAGAAGCAUUGCUACAGCCUUCCUUCCUGGCUUCUGAGGUUGACACCUUGCUUAAAACUGCUCUCCCAGAUGUGGCUAGUGCUCCGGUAUUGGUUGACACCCCCAAAGUUGAUCAAAUUAGUUCUACAGUGUUGAAUCUCAUGGCAUCAGAUUCUGCUUCAAGUGAAAACAUGUGGCACUCUAUAGCUGUACCGAUAUCUGACGUAUCGCCUUCUUUUCAUACGCCCUCUGCCUCACUGCAAGGCUUAACAGUUUCUUACCCACGUGAGAAGUAUUUGGGGCCAGUUUUGCUUAAAAGCAAAAGUUCCCAGCAAGUGGUGCCUUCUUUGUUCCAAACUGUCCAUUUGGAGACUAACCAGGCCAUUCCCCCGGAAGGAAGGCAUACAUUUAUCACUCCUGUUUUAUCAAUUGAUGAACCAAGUGCACUUAAAACUAAGAUGACAUAUUCUGAUGAAGUAUUCGCCUCCACCAAAAGUUCUGUGGCAGAGGAGGGAUUUGCUGUCACUCCAACAGUUGUUUCUGAUAUGCUUGUAUCUGCUGAUGGUUCUGUUCCUGUAGGAAAUGGGUACAUUUCUGUUCCAGCUGUUUCUCCCAACAGAGAUGGGGCUGUGGCCACAACCAAGUCCCUGCUUCCUUCUACAGCUACCUUUAAGCUGAUUCAUAGUGCCAGAUCUGAUGCUGAUUUAGUGGGUGGUGGUGAAGAUGGUGAUGACGAUGGCGAUGAUGAUGAUAAUGCUGAUUAUGAUGAUGACAGAGAUAGUGAUGGCUUAUCUACCAAUAAGUGUAUGUCAUGCUCGUCCUAUAGAGAAUCACAGGAAAAGGUAAUGACUGACUCAGAUACCCAGGAUAAUGAUCUUGUGGAUCAGAAUGACCCAGUAUCAUAUUCCCUUUCUGAAAAUUCUGAAGAAGAAAAUAAAGUCGCAGGUGUAACUUCAGACAGUCAAAUUAGUGUAUACGGAAGUCCUGGUCUAUCACCACCCACAAAUACGCUAAUCCAGCAGCCCAGCGAUGGCAAGGAAGACAGUGACAUUCAGACUGGUAGUGCCCUACUUCCUCUUAGCCCAGAAUCUAAAGCCUGGGCAGUUCUGACGAGCGAUGAAGAGAGUGAAUCAGGGCAAGGUGCCUCAGAUAGCCUUAAUGAUAAUGAGACUUCCACAGAUUUCAGUUUCCCAGAUGCUGAUGGGGUCUUGGAAGCAGGUGACUCAGAAAUCCCUCCCGGAUCUCCACAUCAGUCCUCCACAUCAUCUGUCACUAGUGGGCACUCAGAAGUGUUCAACAGUUCAGAGGCAGAAGCCAGUAAUAGUAGCCAUGAGUCUCGUAUUGGUCUAGCUGAGGGGUUGGAAUCUGAGAAGAAGGCGGUCAUACCUCUCGUGAUCGUGUCAGCCCUGACUUUUAUCUGUCUAGUGGUUCUUGUUGGUAUUCUCAUCUACUGGAGAAAAUGCUUCCAGACAGCACAUUUUUAUUUAGAGGAUAGUACGUCCCCUCGAGUAAUAUCUACACCACCAACACCUGUCUUUCCAAUUUCAGAUGAUAUUGGAUCAAUACCAAUAAAACACUUUCCAAAGCAUGUUGCAGACUUACAUGCAAGUAAUGGGUUUACUGAAGAAUUUGAGACACUGAAAGAGUUUUACCAGGAAGUACAGAGCUGUACUGUUGACUUAGGUAUCACAGCCGACAGCUCAAACCACCCAGAUAACAAGCAUAAGAACCGAUACAUCAAUAUUGUUGCCUAUGAUCAUAGCAGGGUUAAGCUUGCCCAACUUGCUGAAAAGGAUGGAAAACUGACUGAUUACAUCAAUGCCAAUUAUGUUGAUGGCUACAACAGACCAAAGGCUUACAUAGCUGCCCAGGGUCCUCUCAAAUCCACAGCUGAAGACUUCUGGAGAAUGAUUUGGGAGCAUAAUGUGGAAGUUAUCGUCAUGAUAACCAACCUUGUGGAGAAAGGAAGGAGAAAAUGUGACCAGUACUGGCCUACCGAUGGUAGUGAAGAGUAUGGGAACUUUCUAGUCAGUCAGAAGAGUGUUCAAGUGCUUGCCUAUUAUACUGUGAGAAAUUUUACCCUCAGAAAUACAAAGUUCAAAAAGGGCUCCCAGAAAGGAAGACCCAGCGGGCGUGUGGUCACACAGUAUCACUACACCCAGUGGCCUGACAUGGGAGUGCCAGAGUACUCACUGCCAGUGCUGACCUUCGUGAGAAAAGCGGCCCACGCCAAGCGCCAUGCCGUGGGGCCUGUCGUCGUUCACUGCAGCGCUGGUGUUGGAAGAACAGGCACUUAUAUUGUGCUAGACAGUAUGUUGCAACAAAUUCAACACGAAGGAACUGUCAACAUAUUUGGCUUCUUAAAGCAUAUUCGAUCACAAAGAAAUUAUUUGGUGCAAACUGAGGAACAGUAUGUCUUCAUCCAUGAUACACUGGUUGAAGCCAUCCUCAGUAAAGAAACGGAGGUGCCAGACAAUCAUAUUCAUGCCUAUGUUAAUGCACUCCUCAUCCCAGCACCAACAGGCAAAACAAAACUGGAGAAGCAAUUCCAGCUUCUAAGUCAGUCAAACAUACAGCAGACUGAUUAUUGUACAGCCCUGAAACAGUGCAACAGGGAGAAGAACAGAACUUCCUCCAUCAUCCCUGUGGAAAGAUCGAGGGUGGGCAUUUCAUCCCUGAGUGGAGAGGGCACUGACUACAUCAAUGCCUCCUAUAUCAUGGGUUAUUACCAGAGCAAUGAAUUCAUCAUCACCCAGCAUCCACUUCUUCACACCAUCAAGGAUUUCUGGAGAAUGAUAUGGGACCAUAAUGCUCAGCUGGUAGUGAUGAUUCCUGAUGGUCAAAACAUGGCAGAAGAUGAAUUUGUUUACUGGCCAAAUAAAGAUGAACCUAUCAACUGUGACAGCUUUAAGGUUACUCUUAUGGCUGAAGAACACAAAUGUCUAUCUAAUGAAGAAAAGCUUAUAAUUCAAGAUUUUAUCUUAGAAGCUACACAGGAUGAUUAUGUACUUGAAGUGAGGCAUUUUCAGUGUCCCAAGUGGCCGAAUCCAGAUAGUCCCAUUAGUAAAACUUUUGAACUGAUCAGCAUUGUCAAAGAAGAAGCUGCCAGCAGGGAUGGGCCCAUGAUUGUUCAUGAUGAGCAUGGAGGAGUGACUGCAGGGACUUUCUGUGCUCUGACGACCCUUAUGCACCAACUAGAAAAAGAAAAUUCCAUGGAUGUUUACCAGGUAGCCAAGAUGAUCAAUUUGAUGAGGCCGGGAGUCUUCUCUGACAUUGAGCACUACCAGUUUCUCUACAAAGUGGUCCUGAGCCUUGUCAGCACAAGGCAGGAGGAAAAUCCAUCCACCUCUCUGGACAGUAAUGGUGCAGCAUUGCCUGAUGGAAAUAUAGCUGAGAGCUUGGAGUCUUUAGUUUAAUGCAGAAAGCGUGGGAGAGUCUACAUCUCAGCACUGUUCUUCUCUUUCUCAGAUGAAAGGACUGAGUCACUUCUGUUAUCCGUUCACCUUCCACACCUGACAGUAACUUCCAUGACAUAGGAAUCUGCUGCCAAUUUUACAUCAUUAACAACGUGUGCCUUUCCGAAAGACUACUUGUAAUUCACUUAUUAUGUUUGAACUAAAAUGAUUAAAUUUUACAGUAUUUCUAAGAAUGGAAUUGUGGUAUUUUUUUCCAUAUUGAUUUUAACAGAAAUGACCAAUUUGUAGAUUUUAGGAAUUCCCAGCUACAGAAAAUGUUUGGAGUUUGUGUGUGUGUGU
This is a messenger RNA of Dipodomys spectabilis (banner-tailed kangaroo rat), 7326 nucleotides long. It is a transcript of the gene Ptprz1, whose product is annotated as protein tyrosine phosphatase receptor type Z1. The record is from RefSeq and is a predicted model, not a curated record. The transcript has 30 exons. Gene Ontology annotation, biological process: peptidyl-tyrosine dephosphorylation. Gene Ontology annotation, molecular function: protein tyrosine phosphatase activity; protein binding. Bases 52 to 6987 code for a protein of 2311 amino acids. Lineage: Eukaryota; Metazoa; Chordata; Mammalia; Rodentia; Heteromyidae.